Molecule: messenger RNA, 2985 nt
Organism: Culicoides brevitarsis
Lineage: Eukaryota; Metazoa; Arthropoda; Insecta; Diptera; Ceratopogonidae
Exons: 5
Coding region: 114-2861 (915 amino acids)
Source: RefSeq, a predicted model, not a curated record
GUCUGAUAUCGAACAAGUUCCUCUCGCAUCGACCAAACAGCCUUCCAGAGGGACGAUUUACGCUGCACAAGACAUUAAUGAGACCUUGAUGGAUAAUGAACAGACAUUAAAAGAUGAUUUCCGUAGAAAAACGCAAUAUGAUGGUCAAAUGGCAGUUGAAUCAAAUACCCAGCAACAUUCAAAAGGUGCCUAAAAUUUGUAGAAAAACGACAUACAAUGCAGAAGACAUGAACGAAACAAUGGCUGGUCAACAAAAACAAUCAAAUGUCCAAAGUAAUCUUAGAAAAACUGAACAUUUCGUGGAUGAAUCAAUGAAAAUUGAAUCGAACAAGACGAAUAGACAUCAAACAAUAUUAGUUCCCGUACCAAUAAACGAUUCAUUGGAGGACCAAAUGAUUCUUGAACCAAAAACCAACAAGUCUUCUAAAAUUAGAGGCACCAUUUAUGCUGCACAGGACAUGAAUGAAACCUUGGAAGCAAAAACAGUUGAAAAAGGUCAAAAAAUCAGACGACAAACCAAUAUUGCACCAAUUUCCAUGAACGAAUCCGAUAUAAAUUCAUCGAAUGUUGUAAAUGGUCACCCAUCAAAGUCAGCUAGAGGAACGAUUUAUGCUGCUCAAGAGAUCAAUGAAACGUUAAUUGAUGAAAACAUGAUGAUUGAACCCAAAAAUGAAGGUCAAGAAAGAAAACAAAGCAAAAAUUUAAGACCAACAAUCUAUUCAACUGAAGACAUCAAUGAAACGUUGACCGAUGAAGAAAAUUCUAAAAAGAAUCUGUUCUCAAAUAAACGUCCAACAAGCACAGAAACAAUUAGCAUGACGGAAUCCGAUAUGGAAACAACGCAAAAUUUAGUUCUACAAGCUGCAGCUCUCACUAAUAUCCCACCCCGACUGAGCAGAGGAACAAUUUAUGCUCCCAAAGAAAUUGAUGAUACAUUGCACGAAGACGAGAAACCCGAAAAAACCCAAGAAUUAUCGAAAAACGCACUAAAACGGAACAGACGAGUAACAACAGUGGAAAAUUUAAGUAUGAAUCUUUCGUCUUUGAAUGUGACACCACCUAGCAACAUCCCGCGAAAGAAGGAACGAAGAGAAUCUCCCUUCCAUCGAGACAGUGUUCCCUAUUCUGAUGCAGAUUUAACUCUAGGUAAUUUGUCUCUAGCUCCAAAUGCACAUUCGACACAUCAUGGAGCUCGAAUUCAGCAAGACAUGAAUUUAACAAAAGGCUCCACACAAAAAUCCGGACGUACUCCAAGCAAAAUACCAGUACCAGCUAGAAUGAAAUUGGAACCAAAACUCACGCAAGGCACUGAUCGAAAGAUUACGUUUGAUAAGAGUAUCGAAAUUGAGAAAUCUCGUCCAAAAGAAGACAUUUGUGACUCGGAUGACAUGGAAGAAACACUUGUUGCGGAAAAAAGUGCCAUGGAAGAGCCCAAAAUUGAUGUCAACGAAGAAAAAUUUGAUCAACCAGAUUCAUUGAGGCGACAAACAGUGGCAAAUCCAAUGAACAGUAUUCGUUACAGCAACAUUCAAAUGGCAGAAUUAUCGACAAGACGCUUCAAAGACCUCACCAUUCAGGAUAACGAACUUUUGGACAAAGAAUCUGAUAUAAAUCUCACCUUAAGUUCUACCUUAACAGAGCCAAUCAAGAGCAACAACGCAUCUGUCUAUCAACCGUGCUCAUAUGCAAACAUCACGCUAGAAAAAGUUGUGUCGCCACAAGUGUCAAUAAAUCCCGUGCUCAUCGAUUCAUGCGUUUGUUCGGACACCUCGAUGCAGGAAAACUCAUUUUCCGUGUCGAAAAUCGCCGGAAUCAGUCCAAAUGUCUCCGUUCGCAUGAGCCUCGGGAACGAAGUAGUUGAACAAAUACGUCAAAGGGUAUUAAAGCAAUCACCGUUAUAUUGUAAAAAUUGUAAAUGCAUGUCAGAGUCACGAGUUAAUCAAUCUGCUUUCAAUUCUGCAACGUCUUCAGCCGCUCCAUUGAUUGAUUGGACACGAUUUCCUCAAGUCCAACACAAAAAUAAAUCGAUUGAUCAAAUGGAGAAAGACUUUCUUCAGGCUUAUCAAUCGACUGAUAACAAAAUUAAGCAAUAUCCGGAAAUUCCACCGUUCGUAUUUUUAAUGAAAAACUUAAAAGAAAGUUUGAAUGAACAACUUAAAGAGUUUGAAGAAGAACUUUUAUCGACUGAUGACCGGAUUCCUGCUCCAUUCCCUUCUGACAAACCUUUUGAAUUUUUGAUCAAAAAUAAGUUGGAAAGUGAAAACUUACCGUGGAAAGUUACUAGAUCAUUGCAUGCACCAAUUGGAAAAUUCCAGCUGAGAAAUAACAAAUUGAAGUCAGUUCUUCUGCAUUUUGAGAUCGAACCAAAUUCAUUAAAAUCAAAAGAAAUGUUUGUGUAUCAAUCUGUGAAGUUCAUUAAGAAUAUUUUACAUCCUCCAUCAUCACCUUUUUCUGCUGUUUUAUUCGAUACCUUUACAAAAAUAGUACCAAUUGAAACGUCAUUGCUAUUUAUGUGCCAAAAUUCAAAUAGUUUAUUUGAAUUCCUAGCGAAAAUGGAUGAAACAAUCUCACAAAUUCAUGCUAACGUUGCACGAUUGUUUUCUAUCCUCACUGACAACAAAGCCAAUGUCUACAUAGAAAACUCAAAAUUGGUUGCAAAAGUCUCCGUUAUCGAUGAUGGAUUUCAAAUUAUUCGAGUUUUCAUGAAUCUAGCUGAUCCAAACAAUUUUCAACUACAGGACAUUAGAACCGAACCGGAUGUCCCAGACUUUAGAGAAUUCGCUGCGACUUGCAAUUUGAAAGGAAUUGAAUUUCUCGAACAUUUUCUAGGCAAUAUCAAACAAAUCGUACUGAAUAAGUAAAGAAAUAAAUUUAGGGGCUCAUUAAAGAGAACGAGAUAUUUAAAUGUAUCAUAAAAGUUAAAAUAAGUAAAAUGAAAUAAAUCACGUUCAUUAGAAUUGUAAUUCAUUUUUUUUAUAUAUAAAA